UAAAUAAAUACUACUCUUAGUCCUAAGCGAAUAAAUCAACACUGAAUCGCGAAGUUGAAAAUCUACUAAAUGUUCAACAUAUCCAGUAGCAGUUCCAUCGAGACUCGAGGCAAAACCGAUCGUACAAGAACGAGAACCAUCACCAUAGCCUACGCCGACGCCAAGUCCUACAGCGACGUCUCCAUCAGCUCAAAUAAUGAAUCUUCCUCUUCGUCCAGUUCCCUUCAAACACCUUCGACCGUGGACAGCACUCCGGUCCUCUUGGAGCAACUGGAACGUGAACAAGAGAAAGAAAAGUUCUUCGGGUACCAUCCGAUAUGGCGGGAGAUGUCUUUGAGUGACGGAACAAAGUUGAAAACCCUUGAGUAUCUUCUUGAAUACAAAGUGUUCCAGUUGUUUAAUUUCAUGAUGACACAUCUUUUGGCGCACUCUCCUGAAGACCCUGUGUCUUUUCUCGUCUCCUUGUUGGACAGAUGUAUCCGCUACCGUGAUGAGGCUGCGGAUCCUCCCUUAGUAUUUGAGGAUAGUCAUAUACACAGCGUAUAUGUUGCCCUAGACCCUCUGCUAGAGGGGACUAUUUCACACAGUCAAUACCUCGUGGGUAUGAAGACUCUGGGACUUACAGAGUUCAACGUCCUACCCAACAAUAUGGAGGAUCAUCGGAACGUGGCGAAGGAUGUGUUUGUAAAGGAGGCGAAACUUGCGUUGAUCAUGCAAUUGGACAGAAUUCUGGGCAAAGAGAAAGAGAAAAGUAGUAUGGUUGAAAAUGUGAUUAAUUAUAGUGAUUUGGGUUCGCAACAGUAAAAACACAAAAUAUGGUUCAAUAUAAAUAUAUUAUUGUAUAAUAUAUUAUUAUAUUAUUGAAUGAAUAUAUAUUCAAA
Messenger RNA from Macrosteles quadrilineatus (aster leafhopper), 881 nucleotides. RefSeq lists its product as uncharacterized. The coding region runs from base 70 to 804 and encodes 244 amino acids. Lineage: Eukaryota; Metazoa; Arthropoda; Insecta; Hemiptera; Cicadellidae. The record is from RefSeq and is a predicted model, not a curated record. The transcript has a single exon.